Cavia porcellus (domestic guinea pig) is the source of this 3026-nucleotide messenger RNA. RefSeq names its product conserved oligomeric Golgi complex subunit 1-like. Gene Ontology annotation, biological process: intra-Golgi vesicle-mediated transport. The record is from RefSeq and is a predicted model, not a curated record. NCBI's taxonomy places the organism in Eukaryota, Metazoa, Chordata, Mammalia, Rodentia, Caviidae. Gene Ontology annotation, cellular component: Golgi apparatus; COG complex.
AUGGCUGCCAAGAUCAAGCUGCUAUUGGAAAUUCCUGAGAAGAUCUGGAGCUCCAUGGAAGCCUCUCAGUGUCUCCAGGCCACACAGCUCUACCUGCUCUGCUGCCACCUCCACAGCCUGCUCCAGCUGGAUGCAUCCAGUUCACAGUCAGCAAUUCUGCGUGAAAGCAAGAUGCUGCUCAAAUGCCAUGCUGUGUCUGACCAAGCUGUGGCAGGGGCCCUCUGCUCUAUAAUGCUCCUAGAAGAGAGUUCCCCUCGCCAAGCCCUCACAGAUUUCUUGAUGGCCAGAAAAGCAGCUAUUCAGACACUUCUCAACCAGCUGAAUCACGUUCUCACAGGUUCUGGCAUCAAGGCCCAGUUUUGCUCAUUAGUGGAAUUGCUGGCCACCACGUUAAACCAAGCACAUGCCCUUUUCUACACUUUACCAGAAGGGCUGCUGCCAGAUCCAUGCCUGCCAUGUGGGCUGCUCUUCUCUACUCUGGAGACCAUCACAGGCCAGCAUCCCACCGGCAAAGGGAUUAGUGUCCUGCAAGGGGAGAUGAAGCUGGGCAGCUGGCUCAGACACCUGCCGUCAUCUGUCGUCGAGCUCCAGCCAGUGCUCUGAACCCUGGCACAUCCCAUCAGCCAGGAAUACCUGAGAGACACGCUGCAGAAGUGGAUCGCCAUGUGUACUGAAGAUAUUAAGAACGGGAUCACUAACCUGCUUCUGUAUGUGAAGAGCAUGAAAGGUCUCGCUGGGAUUUGGGAUGCCAUGUGGCUUACAAGUGAGCCCGCCAGACACAGCUGGGAGGUGGUGUGCUGGCGGCUUCUGGAGAAGCCACUGCUGUUCUGGGAGGACAUGAUGCAGCAGCUGUUCCUGGACCGCCUAUAGACUCUGACAAAGGAAGGCUUUGAGUCCAUCAGUAGCUCCAAAGAGCUGCUGGUCUCAGCUCUGCAGGAACUUGAGAACAGCACCGGCAGUUCUACACCAAACAAGCACAUUCUCUUUGAGCAAAACAUGUCUCUCUUCCUCUGGCAUGAGAGUCCCACUGACCUGCCUUCUGAUGCCUCCUGGGUCAGUGUGGCAAACCGACCCCAGUUAGCCAAUAGUGGCCUCUCCAUGAAAGCCCAGGCUAUUAGUCCUCAUGUCCAGAAUUUCUGUACUGCCUUGCAUUCCAAGCUAAAGGUUAAACUGGAUGACCUCCUGACUUACCUUCCCUCUGAUGACUCGGCCCUGCCCAAGGAUACUGCCCCCCAUCUGCAGGCCAAAAACUCUGCCUUUGACCGAUACGCAGAUGCUGGGACUGUGCAAGCCAUGCUGCGGACUCACUCUGUGGGGUGUGUCAAAUACAUCCUGGGUUGCAUCCAGGCGGAGCUGCAGAGCAUCGAAGUUGUUGUACAAGCCCAGGAGGAUGUCCUCCUCAGCACCAAGCUGCACGGUCCUCUUCAUGGCCAACUCUGCCAGUCCCUGGGAGAACUGUGCCCCCACCUGAAGCUGUGCAUUGUGGGAAGGUCUAGAAGUGCUGAGAAGCCAGAAAGGGAGACAAGGGCUCCGAAAAAGCAGGCAAAGGGGAAAGCUCAGGAUCUCACUCCCGGGCAGGCCCAGUGGCAGGAGGUGAAAGAAUUACUUCUCCAGCACAGUGUGAUGGGCCACCAGGUCUGGAGCUCAGCAGUUGUGACAGUUCUGGUUCAUAGGUUUACCCAGUCAUUACUUUUAGAUGACGCUGGCUCCAUCCUAGCCACAGCCACAAACUAACUGGAAAUCCAGGAGGAGACUGAGUCUGGCAGCAGCAUCACAUCCAAGAUCCGACUCCCUUCACAGCCAUCCUGGUAUGUACAGUCCUUCCUGUUUAGCUUAUGCCAGGAAAUGAAUCGGGUUGGAGGCCACACCCUGCCAAAAGUGACACUCCAGGAGAUGCUGAAAAACUGCAUGGUUCAAGUAAUCACUGCCUAUGAGAAACUUUCAGAAGGAAAGCAAAAGAAGGAAGGUGCAUUUCCACUGACACAGAAUUGGGUGCUGCAGCCCCUCUAUGACCUGUGCUACCUCCGCAGUGUCCUCAGUAGCAAGCAAGAGAUGAAGAGUGGUCACGGCACGCUGGACUGCAGAACUGAGAAAGUGACUGAGCACUUGGAAGCUCUCAUCGACCCCUUUGACCUGGAUGUGUUCACACCGUACCUCAACAGCAACCUCCAUCUCCUGGUGCAGCGCACUUCCGUCCUGUUUGGAUUGGUUACUGGUACAGAGAACCAGGUCACCCCUCGGAGCAGUUCACUGAACUCCCAGGAAGCCCACAACAUACUGCCAUUGGCCUCGAGUCAGAUCAGGUUUGGCCUGCUUCCACUGAGCAUGACGAGCACACGGAAGGCUAAGUCAAGCACCACAGGCGUCGAAACAGAAGCCCAGGUUAGUGCCCAGAAAGUUCUUCCCUGCUGAUCCCAUUCCACCCAACCCGGUCAAUUCCCCGUGAAAUAACUGUGAGAAAGAAGCGAGGGACAGAAUGCACAGAUGCUGUCUUAAUAGCGGCGCAAUAGAGAAAUACAAGGUUUUACUAGUUUGAGCCAAUAGAAUAUUUAACAAAUGCCUGUUGCCACUGCCAAAGGGACUUAUAAUAGAAACAUAUCCCAGGUGCAAGGCUGUAGAAAAUGUGCAAACAGGAUGAAGAUGGUUUCUUCAGUAGAGUAAUAGGAGUAACUGCUCACCCAACGUAUUUAUGAUAGUAAUUUGUAGAAAAUCCUUUUGUCCUGGUGGCUUCAUUUUCCAUAGCUCUAGUUGGGUGGCAAGUAAAUGAGUUUGCUUUCUCCAUAUCUCCAUUUUCCUCUUACUACACAUUUCGUUUCAGUAGGAUGCCAUCCAUUAAGCCUGAAGAGUCAUCCUGGGUAUUUCUGAAUUCUGCUGUGUACAUGGGUGUUUGGGAGCUCAGCUUGUCUUGUGGAGUUCAGUUGUUGUUUCUUUUCUUGUUGUACAAAAUAUUUGCGACAUGUCCUUUUGUACUGCCUGUCAUCAAACGUAUUAAGGUCACAAAUUCUUCUCAAACAUCUGGCUUUAAA